AUGUCCAAUUCAACUGCCCAAGUGUUGAUGAAAAAGGGUAAAAGAGGUGCAGCUGCAUAUAUCCAUGCGGACUGCGCGAGCGGCUCACCACAGCACCUCGGUCCACUUCUUGACGUCUUGCUGAACCCUAGCAAGGCUAUUGAUGAGUGGGAGACAAUAGACUGGUGUCGUUGGCUCCUAGCGGGUGGAAGAACACCUGACGAAUUCGCCGCAGUUGUGCGCAGUUACGACAAACACGACAAAUGCGGCCUGGUCUGGAUACCACGGGUCGUUGCAUACAGAUGUCGAACCUGCGGCAUAUCGCCGUGCAUGUCCAUCUGCCGCGAGUGCUUCCACCGCGGCGACCACUCCACACACGACUUCAACAUGUUCCUAUCACAAGCCGGCGGUGCCUGCGACUGUGGCGAUAACUCCGUUAUGAAGGAGGACGGUUUCUGCAGUAAUCACGGCAACAAAUGUCCGCGGCCGGGCACGGCGCCUGCGGAGCUCAUGUGCGUCGCGGAGGCGAUGAUGCCGCGUCUCAUACUAAGGCUAUUGCAACAUUUUAGAGAAAAUAGCACGGCAGCAAGUUCAGACAACUACCGCGUGGCGGUGCAGGAGUGCGAGGGCUACGUGCAGAUGUUGAUGGAGUUCAACAACAUGGGCGACCUCAUGCGGUCUGCGAUGACCAAAGCGCUUAUAAAUCCACAGAUGUACCGCAACCUGGUGUCGCCGCCGCAUCCCGACACGGAGUACGGCAUCUACAUGGCGGAGUCCAACAACAUGUACGAGCGCGCCAUCGACUCCUUCCCCGCGCCCGACCCGCCCGACGAAUAUCGCCAUUUACCAGCACUAGCCCCACGACUCCAACACAACACAUUAUUAGAUGAAUUCAUCUUCUGGACAUUCAAAUAUGAGUUUCCACAGAAUGUGGUUUGCUUCUUACUCAACAUGUUGCCAGAUCAGGAUUAUAAAGAGCACCUGACGCGCACGUUCGUGAUGCACUACGCGCGCAUCCCGCUGGUGCUGGAGAACUCGGCCGACCCCGACACGCUGUCCAACCGCGUGGUGCACAUGUCCGUGCAGCUGUUCUCCAACGAGGCGCUGGCGCUGCGCUGCGUGCAGCAGCUGCACCUGCUGCACGUCAUGGUGCUCUCGCUGCGCCUCAUGAUGGGCAAGAUCCUCGUGCAGAACACGCUGCACGACCCCGACACCAACUUCCACUACGUCAUCGACUGCACCAAGAGGGUCAUGAAGGAGCACUGCUACUGGCCGCUAGUCUCGGAUUUCAACAAUGUGCUCUCACAUAAAAGUGUGGCGCUUUUGUUUUUGCAAGAUGACGCGUUGGUGGAUAUGUGGUUUCAGUUUCUCUCGAUGUUGCAAGGCAUGAACGUGAACGUGCGCGAGACGGGCGGGCACAUCGAGUUCGAGCCGUCGUCGUACUACGCGGCGUUCUCGUGCGAGCUGGAGGCGGCGGCGUACCCCAUGUGGAGCGUGCUGGCGCACCUCACGGAGCCGGCGCACGCCGCGCCCGCGCGCCGCAUGGUGGCCGCCGCGCUGUCCUACCUGCAGGACUGGCUGCACGCCGUGGGCUGCGCGCGCCCCGCCGGCAGCGCGGCGGGCGCGGUGGCGGGGCGGCAGGCGCACGCGUCCUUCCACUUCCCGCUGCACCGCUACCUGGCCGCCUUCCUGUGCUGCGGCGUGCGCGCGCUGCGCCUGCGCGCCGCCGACGUGCUGCCGCCGCCGCCGCUGCUGGCGCUGCUGGCGGCGCACCCGCUGCGCGUGCAGGUU
This is a messenger RNA of Brenthis ino (lesser marbled fritillary), 1770 nucleotides long. The record is from the annotation of a GenBank genome assembly. NCBI's taxonomy places the organism in Eukaryota, Metazoa, Arthropoda, Insecta, Lepidoptera, Nymphalidae.